This is a messenger RNA of Oxyura jamaicensis (ruddy duck), 2366 nucleotides long. RefSeq names its product fizzy and cell division cycle 20 related 1 (gene FZR1). Lineage: Eukaryota; Metazoa; Chordata; Aves; Anseriformes; Anatidae. Gene Ontology annotation, cellular component: anaphase-promoting complex. The coding region runs from base 324 to 1805 and encodes 493 amino acids. The transcript is spliced from 13 exons. Gene Ontology annotation, molecular function: anaphase-promoting complex binding; protein binding; ubiquitin ligase activator activity. The record is from RefSeq and is a predicted model, not a curated record. Gene Ontology annotation, biological process: anaphase-promoting complex-dependent catabolic process; positive regulation of anaphase-promoting complex-dependent catabolic process; positive regulation of ubiquitin protein ligase activity.
UGCUCCGGUCCUGUCAGCUGCAAAGUGCCGACUGCCUCUUGGUGUGAGUUAGCAGCCGAGGGCAGCAGUACAGGAAAACACUUCCAUCGGCAGCCUUGCGCUGGGCUUUAUCACACAGGGUGAUAACGCUGCUGUGGAGGGGGAAAGUGGUCUCUGGUUUAAGGAAGAGUCUUGGGAGAUGCUGGAGGCUGCUUCUGCACGAAGGGAUGUAAUAUUUUGGUGGUUUCCUCCCCCCAUCUGUUGCAGCAGACUAAUUACUGAUUGGGCUUCAUGAACAUAAAUUCCCGAGGCUGCUGAACUCCCCAGCCCCUUUCCGUUCCACCAUGGACCAGGAUUAUGAGAGACGUCUCCUACGCCAAAUCAACAUCCAGAAUGAAAACACGAUGCCUUGCGUAGCAGAGAUGAGAAGAACCCUGACGCCUUCCAAUUCUCCGAUGUCUUCUCCGAGUAAGCACGGAGACAGGUUCAUUCCCUCAAGAGCUGGGGCCAACUGGAGCAUCAACUUCCACAGAAUAAACGAAAAUGAAAAAUCACCGAGUCAAAACAGAAAAGCAAAGGACGCUACAUCGGACAAUGGCAAAGAUGGCCUUGCUUACUCCGCCCUGCUGAAGAAUGAACUCUUAGGAGCAGGGAUCGAGAAAGUGCAGGACCCGCAGACAGAAGACAGGAGGUUGCAGCCGUCCACUCCAGAGAAGAAGUCCCUCUUCACUUAUUCGCUCAGCACAAAACGUUCCAGUCCAGAUGAUGGUAACGAGGUCUCGCCAUAUUCCUUGUCUCCUGUCAGCAACAAAAGUCAGAAGCUGCUACGAUCACCCCGAAAACCAACUCGGAAGAUCUCAAAGAUCCCUUUCAAAGUGCUGGAUGCCCCGGAACUGCAGGACGACUUCUACCUGAACCUGGUGGACUGGUCCUCUCUUAACGUCCUCAGCGUUGGCCUUGGCACAUGUGUUUACCUGUGGAGUGCUUGUACGAGCCAGGUAACCCGACUGUGCGAUCUGUCUGUGGAAGGAGAUUCGGUAACGUCGGUGGGCUGGUCGGAACGGGGGAACUUGGUAGCCGUUGGCACUCACAAGGGCUUUGUACAGAUCUGGGACGCAGCUGCAGGAAAAAAGCUCUCCAUGCUAGAGGGGCACACGGCCAGAGUUGGUGCCUUGGCAUGGAACGCGGACCAGCUGUCCUCUGGGAGUCGAGACAGAAUGAUCCUUCAGAGGGACAUCCGCACCCCGCCCCUGCAGUCAGAGCGGCGGCUCCAGGGCCACAGGCAGGAGGUCUGUGGGCUCAAAUGGUCAACGGACCACCAGCUCCUGGCCUCUGGGGGAAAUGAUAACAAGCUCCUCGUCUGGAAUCACUCCAGCCUGAGUCCUGUCCAACAGUACACAGAGCAUCUUGCGGCAGUAAAAGCCAUCGCCUGGUCCCCGCACCAGCACGGCCUCCUCGCCUCUGGCGGCGGGACAGCCGACCGCUGCAUACGCUUCUGGAACACGCUCACCGGGCAGCCUCUGCAGUGCAUCGACACCGGGUCACAAGUGUGCAACCUGGCCUGGUCAAAGCACGCCAACGAGCUGGUGAGUACCCACGGAUACUCGCAGAACCAGAUCCUCGUCUGGAAAUACCCCUCGUUAACUCAAGUAGCGAAGCUAACGGGGCACUCGUACAGAGUCUUAUAUCUGGCGAUGUCCCCUGAUGGGGAGGCCAUAGUUACGGGAGCUGGAGAUGAAACCUUGCGGUUCUGGAACGUCUUCAGUAAAACUCGCUCGACGAAGGAGUCUGUAUCCGUUCUCAACCUCUUCACCAGGAUACGGUAAACCCCCCGUACUGCCAUCCAGGAGCCUACAGCCUGCCGUACCAGGAUAAAACCACUACCUUGGUGUGCAUGGAACCCCAAACGAUCACCAGAAGGGAAGGGAGUGCCGGUGGGACUGGAGGAUGGACCCAACAGAUGCUAAUUAAACAUGUGCUUGUGAACCACGCUGGGCAGUAUUUGGGAUGGGGUUGGGGAGGGGAGGGAACCAUCCAAGGAUUCAUCCUUCAGAAAGGGGAACGGGUACAAGAGAAACGUUGAACCAGCACCCUCCCACCCCCUCUUCGUGUACUGGAGAAAACCUGUUUACAUGGACCACUGAGACCGGACCGAGGCCAUCCCAACUGCUGCGUUGUCUGCUCUUAGAGAUGAGAGCAUCCUUUCUGUGGGAAGGGGCUUAACGUGCUGCUGCGGGUCCCUCUGACCUAGGAUGAACAUCUUUGGAGGUAGGAGCCAGCCAGACGUGUUCAAUGCAACUGGUGCGUGGGGACCGGGCUCUGGGCGGGGCGUUAGCCUCUGCUAUCUAAGGGCAUUGUUUAGAGCCUGGGAUCCCCGUUACGUGAAA